Molecule: messenger RNA, 2201 nt
Organism: Ilex paraguariensis (yerba mate)
Lineage: Eukaryota; Viridiplantae; Streptophyta; Magnoliopsida; Aquifoliales; Aquifoliaceae
Source: the annotation of a GenBank genome assembly
AGAAAGGGGUGGUUAGAAAAAGAGAUGAAAUAUUCUCUUUAGCUCUCAUAGUUUUUGGUCUUUUCUUUUGAAAUCAAACAAAGGUCUCGCACCAGAUCUCUGUAACAAGAGUCCGAAGUCUCUUAGAUCAUAGUUAUUUUGGUCUUUUAGGAUCCAUAUGUGUCCGUGUUUUUCUUGUUCUUUUGGCAAAAUCUGAUAGUUCUGAGAUUUGAAUACUACCAAGAGUUAUCUGUUUGUGUUUGGAGAAACUCUUGGUUGUUUUUGUUUUCUACUGUUUUUGCUUUCAAACAGCUACUUGUUUCCUUACUAUCAAAAUCAAUAACAACAAAGUUUGAGUUCAGAUGCAGAUGAUGUCUGGUGAUUUGUUUUCGGUUUCGCCAUCAAUCAAAGGGUUUGUUCCAGAAUCAGAUGCGAACCCUAACCCUAAACCUGACACAAACCCAUCUGCAAAGAAGAAGAGAAAUCUACCAGGAACACCAGAUCCAGAUGCUGAAGUUAUUGCACUUUCACCGAAGACACUUAUGGCGACAAACAGAUUCAUCUGCGAAAUCUGCAACAAGGGAUUCCAAAGAGACCAAAACUUACAGCUGCACCGAAGAGGUCACAACCUUCCAUGGAAGCUCAAGCAAAGGACUAACAAAGAUCAGGUCAGAAAGAAGGUGUACAUAUGCCCAGAAAAGACUUGUGUACACCACGACCCAUCUCGAGCCCUCGGUGACCUCACCGGAGUUAAAAAGCAUUUCAGCCGAAAACAUGGUGAGAAGAAGUGGAAGUGUGAGAAGUGUUCGAAGAAAUACGCUGUUCAAUCUGACUGGAAAGCUCAUUCUAAGACCUGUGGAACUAGAGAGUACAAAUGUGACUGUGGCACACUCUUUUCCAGGAAAGACAGUUUCAUCACACACAGAGCUUUCUGUGAUGCCUUAGCUGAAGAGAGUGCCAGAUUCACAUCUGUUGCUGCUGACAAUUUCAACUUCAGGAAUGGGCCUUUAAGUGAAACUCUGAUUAAUCAGCCAAAUUUGCCUCAUGGGUUCGCCGGAGCUGCCGGAAUUUCCCAACUUGCUGCAGCAUUUCGGCCGGAGUCUGGUGGCAUGGCCACCGGAAAUGUUCUAAUCGGAGAUCAGCAGAAGCCCAGAUUGUCUCUAUGGUUGGAUCAAGCAAAUUCUCAGCUUAAUCUUGUUGAUAUGGCCACAAAUUCAAAUCUUUACAUGCCCACAAGUUCUACUGGCUUAAAUGAUAUGGUGCAAAUGCCAUCUGCGAACCUCUUUGGCUCACCUUCAAUGGCUAAUUAUGGUAACUGCAACCAGUCGCAGUGGUUUGACAAGAAUCCGGCGACUUCUACUGAUGCAAGUCUCUCAUUAUCGCCUUUACCACAAGGAUUAAAGGAUGAGAAAACCCUAAGUAAUUCUUUCUACUCUGAUAAUCAAAAUCACCAGUCAAAAUCAUCAUCGCCAAUGUCGGCCACUGCGCUUCUCCAGAAGGCGGCACAGAUGGGUUCUACCAGAAGCAACCCAUCAUUCUUUGGCAAUAGUUUUGGGGUUAUGAACUCUUCUUCUUCUUCUUCCAACACACCUGCUUUUAAUCCCCUCUCUCAAAACAGAAAUGGAUUGCCAAUGAGUGCAUCGACGAGUGCAACUCAGAACAGUCUUGAUCAAGUUAUAAUGCAAACUGGUGUCUCACAAAACGAAUCAGUUCCAUUGAAGUUGCAUCAAGGUGGUCUAACAAGAGAUUUUCUUGGCAUGGGAGGUGAAGGUGGUCGUCAGUUCUUGCCUCAGGAGCUAGCAAAGUUUGCUUCAAUGGGUUCAGCCAUGGGUUUGAGCCAUUUUAAUAGCAACCAGUGAAUUUGUGGCCUCUCUUCACACACACUUCACAGCCUUUGUAUAAUAUUACACUAUCCAAACUUGCCAAGUCCUUAGUUAAGUACAAAUUGUGUCUGUUCCAUUAGAUUAAGAAGGUGGAUAUUAUUGGCCUCAGAGAGAGGGAGAGAGAGAGGAGGGUACAGUGGAGCUGUUGAGGUCCCAUGGGAUGUCGGAAGUGGACUAAACAAGGAGGUCCUCUGAGACGUUUCAUUUUGUUCAUUUGUUAUUGUUCUUCUUCUGUUGUUCUUUAUCUAUGUGUCAGUUUCUCUCAUCUUAAUUUUUUUUUCUUUUGAGUUGUAAAUUAUCUUCAAUGCAAGCCUCUUCUAUUUUGAGAUUCAUAAAAAC